AUGGUGGACGAGACGGCAGGAGCAGAUUUGAUGAGUUGCAUGGAUGCUUUCAAGGGAUACCAUCAGGUAAUGAUGGCUCGGGAAGAUGAGAGUAAGACUGCUUUCGUGACUCCGGAUAGUUUGUACUGUUAUAAGGUCAUGCCAUUCGGACUCUGGAAUGCUGGAGCUACCUAUCAACGAAUGGUCAAUUUGCUAUUUGAAAAGUUAUUGGGUCAUACAAUGGAAGCAUACAUUGAUGACAUUCUUGUCAAGAGCCAUGACCGGGGUCGGGUGAUUCGGGUGUUAACUGACCAGCCGAUCGGUGCAGUCCUCCGUACGGCCGCUUAUUCUGGUCGUUUAGUCAAAUGGGCAUUAAUGCUCACUCAGUUUGCAAUCGAAUACAAGCCUCGACCGGCCAUUAAGGGUCAAGCUUUAGCUGACUUUGUAGUCGAAUGUAUUGCCCGAGAGAUGCAGCCCCAAGCCUCAGAGGAUCCUGAUGCAGCUUGGUGGGCGAUUGCAACCUACGGAUCGAGCAUCCGGGAACUGGGGGCUGAUUAUGUUCGAGCACAAACUGACUCAAGUUUGGUCAUGGGACAAGUGUUGGGCGAUUAUGAGGUUAAUGGGGAUCGUCUACUUUCUUAUCGCGACUUGGCGUUAGAGAAAUUGAAUAACUUUAAGGCAUAUGCCGUUCGACAUGUUUCGCGCUUGGAUAAUGUUGAUGCAGAUGUGCUGUCUAAGUUAGCCCAAGAUGCCCCCGAGCACAUUUCUAAGAUUGCUCAGAUUGUGGUUGUACCGGCGCCCAGCAUCAACCGUUUACCGAUUGCCCCUAUCCAAGAUGACGAGGAGACGUGGAUUACAGAUAUCAUGGGUUGUUUACAAGAUGAACGUGCCGAGUGA
This is a messenger RNA of Ipomoea nil (Japanese morning glory), 876 nucleotides long. RefSeq lists its product as uncharacterized. Gene Ontology annotation, molecular function: nucleic acid binding. NCBI's taxonomy places the organism in Eukaryota, Viridiplantae, Streptophyta, Magnoliopsida, Solanales, Convolvulaceae. The transcript is spliced from 3 exons. The record is from RefSeq and is a predicted model, not a curated record. Bases 1 to 876 code for a protein of 291 amino acids.